Messenger RNA from Dermatophagoides farinae (American house dust mite), 913 nucleotides. RefSeq names its product glucose-induced degradation protein 8 homolog. The record is from RefSeq and is a predicted model, not a curated record. Gene Ontology annotation, molecular function: protein binding. NCBI's taxonomy places the organism in Eukaryota, Metazoa, Arthropoda, Arachnida, Sarcoptiformes, Pyroglyphidae.
AUCCACCAAAAAAAAAUGUCACAAAAUUUGGAUGAAUGGAUUGCCAAUAUCAAUAAAAUGAAUAUUAAACGUAGUGAAAUUAAUUUAUUGAUUAUGGAAUAUCUCAUUUCCGAAGGCUGUAAAGAAGCGGCCGAAAGUUUCAAGACCGAAGCAAACAUUGAUUUUGAUAUGAAUGAAAAUGAAGAAACUGAAGAACAAAUCGAUCGAAGGAUAGCGGUUCGUAGUGCAAUUGAAAGUGGAAAAAUUCAAACAGCAUUGGAAUUGAUCAAUAAUUAUUAUCCAGAAUUGAUUGACAACCAUAGGCAUCUUUACUUUAAACUACAGCAACAACAAUUGAUUGAAUUGAUACGAAAUCACGAAGUGGAAAAAGCAUUACAAUUUGCACAAGGACAACUUGGCGUCGAUAAUGGCUAUCUACAUCUGAAUGAACUCGAACGUACAUUGUCAUUGUUGGCAUUUGAAAACCCGGAAAAUUCACCAUAUGCUGAUCUAUUACAACCUGCACAUCGACAACAUUUAGCAUCAAGAAUCAAUGAAACAUUGCUUAAGGAACAGACUGGUCGCAGUGAAACGCCUACACCUAAAUUGGUUACAUUGCUCAAAUUGUUGCCAUACACACAGAAUGAAUUGGAAACGAAAAAAGUUAAAUUCAUUAAACUUGUUGAUCUGCCGCAAGGAACAUUUGCUCCAAAUGAUGUGAAAAAAUAAAUCAUGAAAUAUCGAUUGUGUAGAAAAUUAGAAUCUGCAUUUUUCUGACUCCAUCUUAUUCUAAACCAUCAUCAAGUACUGGAAAAUCGCCAACCUUCACAAGAUUCGGUUUGACAAAACUUCCAUAAUUUGGUGCACAUUCAAAAUAUCUGUAUUUAAAAUUAUAAGUUAUGUAUGAAUAAAAUUCUUUUAAUUAACAAACAAA